AUGUCGAGGUCGUUGUCGACAGCUUUUCAGCCCUCCUGCCUGGAGUCUCUGCAGCAGCGCAUCGCCGGGGAAGCUGGAGCAAAGGAGGAUGCCAAGUGCAUUCUGGAAGCGCUUUCUCAGUCUCUCAACAUCUCCAUUCUUCGUCUGAAGGAGGCCUGUCGAAGCGACCUCCCUGAGGAGGACGUGGCCGAAGGAUGGCUGCUUCGACGAGUCUGGCAGUUCUGCGACGAAGUGCAAGACCAACUGCGCGUGGCACGUGCACCCGGCAACAGUGCCACGGCCGCGACUUUCGCAGCUUUGGCUGCUUCCCUCGCUUCUGUGCAGAAGCGGCACGCCGCCCUCAGCAAGGAGGUGGACAGGCAAACUGCCCGAAAGGAGGAGCUGACCUCGGAGGUCGCAGCAGCAGCAGAUGCCGAGGGCCGCCUGCAAGAGGUACUGACCAAGCAGCAGCAGAUGGUGCUGUUGACAGAGUCUCGUUCGCAAAGCCAGGGCUCUACAGAUCAGAUCGUCUUGCAGCUCAAGCGAGAUCAGGCCACGCGGGAGAUGGAGCUUGAAGCAAGCUUCGAGGAUCUGCGGAGCCGCAGCCAAGCUUUCUUCCGCAGUGAGCAGGAUACCCUUCGGUCGAGGUUGCAGUCGAUGCGAGAAGAGCUGGCGGCGACGCAAGUGGACAUCGCUAGGCUGAGGACUCAGCACACUGCAGCAGCCAUUGAUGUGCGAGAGUGGCUGGACAGCAGCAAGGCUGCGCUGGCAACGCUGAGUAGCACCAUGUCUGCGCGGCUUGCCCAAGUAGAGGCAGCGGCCGUGUCGGAAGCCGCGAAGACAGAGGACAAAAUACAACACCUGCAGGCACAGCUGGCAACAAGCAAGGAGACCGCAGCCUGCGAGCUGGAAUCCUGGGAGCGCCGAGGCGUUGCACUAAAGGCUGAGGCUGAGGCUGCGAGCAAUCAGGCAGCCGAGGAGACAUCGCGGCUUGCCGCUGAGCUCUUGGCGAUGGAGACCCAACGCUCCAUGAUCUCGCGCAGCCUUUCUGAUGAAGCUGGAGCCGCGGUCUCUGUGCUUCGAGAUGGUGUUGUCCAGAGCGCUUCGCUCCAAGUUGACGUGGACGAGCUGCGGGCCGAGGUCCAGUACCUAGAAGCUGAACUCCGAGCUGUGGCACAGGAGCGUCAGAUGCUGCAGGAAGAGCACCGCGAUGCCUUCGAGCGGCAGCUAAAGGCUGAGGAGGCACUGCAGAAAGCCCUCAGCGACAAUGAGAUGGUUCGACAGCAGAUGGAAGCGCAGCGAGUCGAGAUGCAGUUGGCCAGCGAGGCCGCAAUCAGGGAGGUGGACUCUGCUGCUGGGGCCGCUUUGCACGCUGCAGCGGAAGCUGCGGAGGCAGAGUUUGGCGAAUUGGAGGAUGUGCUGGACACAUUGGAGAAGGAGCUGGCCGAAAACCGAGCCCGCUGCUCUCAACUUCACUUGCAAGAGGCAAGUUUGCAAAGGGACAAAGCUUCCCUGGAACGAGAACGGUCAAUGUGGAAGGCACAGCAUGAGCUGAUGCAAAGCCUCGAGUCGGAAGCCCGGGAUGCCAUGAAGGAGGCCCGAAACUCUUGGGCCCAGGAGGCGAGGAGCCUCAAGGAUCAAGUUAAGGAAACUACAAGGAAGAAGGAUCUGCUGGAGGCCAAGAUGCAGGACGUUCAGGCUGCAGCCGAAGCAUCACAGACAGAGGUCUCGCAAGGCGUGGUGGAGACACGGCGCAAGGCACAGCUGCUGGAGUCACAGAUUGACGAGGUCAAAGGACUUUGCGCUCCAGUGCAAAAGGCCUUGGAACGACAGGCCGCUGCAUUUUCUUCAGCUCAGAAGGAGGUGGAGGAAAGGCGCUCCCAGACACUGCAGGCAAGCAGCACCAUGCAGAUGGAGCUGGAACAUCUUUCAGCGCAAAGGCAGAAGGAGCGAGAAGCUUUGGAGACUGAGCUUUCCUUCGAGCGCAAAAGGAUGCUUCGAGCGCAAGCGAGCAACCAUCGGCGCGCAUCAGACUCAGCUGCAAAAGGUGACCUUUCCCAGGUGGUCAUGGGACAGUUGAUGCUCGGCGACGUGAGCGCGGCUUCCUACCAGGAUGCUGACUUGCGCGUAAGCCAGCGCCAGAACGAGGAGAUCCUGGCUGCUACUCGGGAGCGUAAGAAGAUCGAGAUGGAGCGUCACCAACGCGCGCUGGACCUAGCGGAGAGCGAGAAUCGGUGGCUGAAGCAGCAGUUGGCUGAGCUUGCUGGCAUGCAUUCGCCAAUCUACUCUUGGCAAACGGAUGACGAUGUGAAAACUACGCUGACUACACGAAUUGUGCACGUAGCCAGCCUCGAGGCUUGCCAGCAGCGGUGCAAGGGCAGGGAUCGCCGAGAGCCUCGAGCGAAUGCUCCUUGGCAGUAUCUUGACUUGGUAUGCUUCCUGCGCCGGGUGCACGCGAUCGAAGCUCAGCUGUUGGACUUUGGGCGAAUCGUUGUCUUGUCUGUUUAUUCAGCAUGUGCUGUUCUCGAAGAUGCAGUGGACAAUUGCAAAGCCCGCCAAAUAGAAGUGAGCACCCUCAGCAACGCCGCACAGAGCAGCUACGGCACGACAUCGGCGUGCGGCGAGGUACCCCUGCAGCCUUUCGACUCUGGCUUGCGCGGAGAAUGGCGUAACAAGCCGGACAAAGCGGCAGAAGGCCAACUCAUGUGGCCAAAGUCAAGAGGUCGACUCCUGGCCAGUAGUGCGACAGAAGGGCAAAGAGAUGUGGGCUUCAAGCUGGCGGGUGAGCUCGGCCAGCUGGUUGGCAAGGGCUUCCUUGAGUUCUCGCCCCUGCCUUGGGUUUGGGAGUUGAUAUCCUUCGUUGAGGAAAUGUAUGACCUCCACCACGAGGAGGUUGAGCGUCAGCUGGAGAAGCUGCGAGACACUUGGCACCGCGGCGAUCGCCCUGGUGGCGAAGCCGCAGAGGAAGUAACACGGUGCUUGUGGGCCAAAGGUGUUGCUGUCUACUGUCCACCACCGUCAGAAGAAGAAGAGGCGCCUUGGUCCAACAGUGGCCCUCGCUUCUAUGUCUCCGUCACGAAGGCCGCCUGGGAGCGGUUUCCCGUCGGCGCUCCGGCGCCACCGAAGGCUUUGCGAAGGUUGCUCUGGCCACACGAGGCCGACCGUGCACUCUCCAAGGAGGGCUCCUGGCC
Messenger RNA from Symbiodinium necroappetens, 3170 nucleotides. NCBI's taxonomy places the organism in Eukaryota, Dinophyceae, Suessiales, Symbiodiniaceae. The record is from the annotation of a GenBank genome assembly.